This is a messenger RNA of Ornithodoros turicata, 678 nucleotides long. RefSeq lists its product as uncharacterized. NCBI's taxonomy places the organism in Eukaryota, Metazoa, Arthropoda, Arachnida, Ixodida, Argasidae. The record is from RefSeq and is a predicted model, not a curated record. The transcript has a single exon. Bases 1 to 678 code for a protein of 225 amino acids.
AUGUUCCCAGGCGACGGCUCCCAAGCAUCCACCCCUGCCACGGCGGCCACAGCGGCAACGUCCAUGGUUCCCUCUUCCUCAAGCAUCGCCCGUGUUGCUGUUCGGCUUCCCUCAUUCUUCACCGCCCAUCCUGACCUAUGGUUCAAAAUGGCCGAUAGUCAGUUCGCGCUGGCUGGCAUCACCCAGCAAGCUACGAAGUUUCACCACAUAGUCAGCAACCUACCUCCGGAAAUCGCGGUGGAAGUCACAGAUAUUCUGACGGCACCCCUCACCCCCAACGCCUACGACGACCUUCGGAAGGCCGUCACGGACAGAAUCAUGACGUCGGAGCGCGAGCGCUUGCGCCAGCUGCUAGCAGCCGAAGAACUCGGCGAUCGCAGACCCAGUCAGCUGCUCCGACGUAUGCACAGCCUCCUCGGCUCUCGGCUUCCAGCCUUCGACCGAUCCCUCCUGAAAGAACUUUUCCUGAGCCGGCUCCCUCAGCAGACACAAAUGGUACUCGCGGCACUUCCCGACUCUUCCGCGGAGGCACUCGCUGAAGUCGCCGACCGGGUAAUUGAGGUUUCACGAGGCACAAUUGCCCACGUUCCCACCCCAUCUCCUGCUUUUGAGGUUGUGCCGUGCCCCUAUUCGACCACACGUCACCACGUCGAUACGCCUACCACGGUCGCCCGUUAA